This is a messenger RNA of Nannospalax galili (Upper Galilee mountains blind mole rat), 1362 nucleotides long. RefSeq names its product vomeronasal type-2 receptor 1-like. Gene Ontology annotation, biological process: G protein-coupled receptor signaling pathway. The transcript has 4 exons. Gene Ontology annotation, cellular component: membrane. Gene Ontology annotation, molecular function: olfactory receptor activity; G protein-coupled receptor activity. Lineage: Eukaryota; Metazoa; Chordata; Mammalia; Rodentia; Spalacidae. The record is from RefSeq and is a predicted model, not a curated record. The annotation marks the transcript as partial.
CUUCCUUCCUUCAUUCCUUUCCAGCUGAUGUUCUACAUGAAGUCACUCAAGUUUGAAACACAUGAUGGAAAGAAAAUAGAAAUAGAUGAUAAUGGAGAUGUGAAAAGUGGACAUUAUGAUAUUCUAAAUUGGCAAUUAGAUGACAAUGGAGAAAUUUCCUUUGCAACGGUUGGAAAAUAUACUUUCCGAAAUUCUAUGUUUGAGCUCAUUCUCCCAAAGAAUUCUACAAUAUUUUGGAACACUGAAUCAUCAAGGCUUCCCCAUUCAGUCUGUACGGAUGUGUGUCCUCCAGGGACCAGGAAGGGGAUUCGUCAGGGGGAACCAAUAUGCUGCUUUGACUGCAUCCCAUGUGCUGAUGGCUAUGUGUCGGAGACACCAGGCCAAAGGGAAUGUGAUAAAUGUGGUGAAGACUUCUGGUCCAAUGCACAGAAGAACAAAUGUGUGCUGAAGGAAGUGGAAUUCCUUGCUUACGAGGAGGCCCUGGGAUUCACCCUCGUCAUCCUCUCCGUCUUUGGGGCACUUGUGGUCUUGGCAGUGACAGUUGUCUAUGUGAUCUACAGGCACACUCCGCUGGUGAAGGCCAACGACCGCGAGCUGAGCUUUCUCAUUCAGCUGUCUCUUGUCACCACGGUGCUGUCGUCCAUGCUUUUCAUCGGCAAGCCGUGCGACUGGUCCUGCAUGGCCCGCCAGGUCACCCUGGCGCUGGGCUUUUGCCUUUGCCUAUCUUCUAUUCUUGGAAAGACUGUCUCACUGUUCUUUGCCUACAGAAUCUCCGUAUCCAAAACCCGGCUUACAUCCAUGUACCCCAUUUUUCGAAAGCUCAUUGUGCUGAUCUCGGUUCUAAGUGAGACUGGUGUGUGUAUAGCUUACUUGGUGCUGGAGCCCCCAAAGUUAUACAAGAACAUGGAAUCUCAAAAUAUAAAGAUCAUCUUUGAAUGCAAUGAGGGUUCCAUAGAAUUUUUGUGCUCCAUAUUUGGGUUCGACGUCCUUCUGGCCUUUCUGUGUUUUCUUACAACCUUUGUGGCCCGCCAGUUGCCAGAUAAUUACUACGAAGGCAAAUGCAUCACUUUUGGGAUGCUGGUCUUUUUCAUUGUCUGGAUCUCUUUUGUCCCUGCUUACCUGAGCACCAAAGGCAAAUUCAAAGCGGCUGUGGAAAUCUUUGCCAUUUUGGCAUCCAGCUAUGGCUUGUUAGGCUGUAUAUUUGCUCCCAAGUGCUUCAUUAUUUUGCUGAGACCAAAGAGGAACACGGAUGAAACUGUGGGUGGAAGGGUCCCCACUGUGGACAGGAGCAUCCAGCUGACUUCAGCGUCUAUGAGCAGUGAGCUUAACAUCACCACAGUGUCCACUGUUCUGGAUGGGUAG